Lates calcarifer (barramundi perch) is the source of this 3124-nucleotide messenger RNA. RefSeq lists its product as uncharacterized. Gene Ontology annotation, molecular function: interleukin-17 receptor activity. The record is from RefSeq and is a predicted model, not a curated record. The transcript is spliced from 16 exons. The coding region runs from base 348 to 2516 and encodes 722 amino acids. NCBI's taxonomy places the organism in Eukaryota, Metazoa, Chordata, Actinopteri, Centropomidae.
AUUCCACUGAAUCAUUCACCAUCCAAGCAGAAACUUGUUGUGCGUGUGACAACGUUCUCCCAUCUCACCUGAACAGGUAGCAACCGCGACACGCCCAGCUGUCAAUCAUUGGCGAGGACGCGUAGCUCAAAAUCCCAAGAGCGUCGACAACAACAGUCGGUGAGUGUGGGUCAAGCCACGGUCACGAGUUUUCUCGAAGGAAGUAGCGCUGUCAUGCUGCGCUGCUGUUUGGAUUCAAGGGUUACGGCGUUCAGUUUUUGCGUUUCGGAUGAGGGGAGUUUAGCCGCGGGACAAAAGACGUGCGCCGGAGAGAAACCUGCGUCAGGCGCACAGCCGCUCUCCAAGACAUGGCUCCCGCGCUAAUUCGGGGGCCACAUGUUUUCUCCCUGUUUCUUCUGCGCUUCUGGCUGUUUGUGUCGGCACGAGCGUUGGACAUGAGCGACCAAGACGCACCUGAACUCACCUGUGGCGAGGGUUUAACUGAUUGCAACAUGAGUUCAGACUUUCCAUUCUCUGCUGCGCUGCCUGAUCCUAAUGAUGCAGUGGAUGUUACGCAUAUGCAGCUUAAGGUGAUGCUGUGCUGUUCCGCCACAAAAGACUGUGAGCCUUGCCUGCAAAUCAUCAUCACAGUCCGAGAAGUGGACGAGACAGAGGAGGUUUCUGAGGGCAGUGGAGAGGCGGACGGAAGUGGUCAGACUGUGUUCGUUGAACAAAGUGCUUUGGUCAAAGUGGGUCUUAGCUUCCCAGGCUCCACUGAAAUUUGGAGGACUCUCCAGUUUAAACUAAACCAUUCCGGUUUAUUCCAAGCUUCUCAACAGCCCACAUAUAAGCUGCUGCUGACAGAGAAAGUGAUGUUUGGCAGUCCUGUUGUGGUCCAGGCAGAUUCAAAGGCAGCACACAUUGUCAAAAAUAUCACAAUCCCAUCUUUAGAAGAAGUUUGCUCCAUGAACCAAGAGAAAUGUGUAAUGGAGUGUGAUGCUCCCAGACUCAGAGCUCAGACUGAUUACAAGAGAAACGUGGUCCUGCUCCAACUGGAAAACACCAGCUGCUCAACAGAUGCCAGACAAGAAGAUCUCAUGAUUUUUAAUGAAAUGUCUGGAGAGAUGCUUGCAUGGCCCCAAAACAAGACUGAAAUGGUCAUCUCGUCAAACUUUGUUGCACCGUGCCUGUGCUUCCAGGUGUGGUGGAAGGGAAAGGAAUUUCGCAGAGAAUUCUGCCCUUUCAAAAACAAACAAGAUGCACUAGAAAGAAUGCAGCACAAUGUGUCCUUGUCCUUGACAAAGUUUCAGAUGAGGGAGGGUGGCACAGGGCUGAGCUGGAAUGUGAGUGCCCCCUGCAGACUGGAGGCAGAGGUGUGGCUCUGCAAGAAAGAUCUAGCAGGGGGACAGUGUGAAGAGGUGACAGGCUCCAGACAGAGUCUGCUCAACCAUGUACGCACAGGCUGGAUUUCAACACACAAAGGACACUGGAAAACAGGAGAGUUCAAUGUGUCAUUGCAUCCUCUGCUUUGUGUUCAGAUAAAGAUACAUGGGAUGGAGUCAUAUUUAGAGCCCCACUGUCCAUUUACAACAUCUCGAUGGAGGUGGAGCCUGCCACUCCUCAUUGGAUUACUGCUCAUGUGUUUGACCAUACUAGGAGCCUAUUUUAUACAAGGGGUCCUGAAAGGCUACGUGUGGAGAUGGCUAAAAGAAGAUGAUGUUAAAGGUGCAGUGGGUGGUGGUCAUGUGGUGCUGCUGUACCCACCAGGCAAGGACCAGGCUUUGCCAGGACUGAUGUGUCACCUGGGCUCGUCCCUCCAGGCCCUGGGCUUCAGUGUGUCCCUGGACCUGUGGAGCCAGGCUGAGCUCAGUGUACUGGGCCCCGUGCCGUGGCUCCACUCAAGACUGGACCGGCUGAAAAGGCAAGGGGGCAAAGUGGUUCUAGUCCUAACCCAGGCCACUUGGAUAAGGGCUGAAGAAUGGGGAGCUCGGAGCUGGGAGAAAAACACUCCCAGGGAGAGGAACAGAGACAUGGAGGAAGAGGAGGCAGGAAGAAGCUACCCUGCUUCUUCUCCCUGUGUAGAUGUUUUUAGUGCUUCAUUGAGCUGCAUUCUAGCAGACUAUUUACAGGGCCGCGCUGGUGAGCGGUUCAUGCUGGUACAGUUUGAAUCACUCCCACCUGAGCCUCCAGGUGGUUUUCGGCCACUGCCAGAACUUUUCCGUGGCCUUCAUGUCUACAGCCUUCCAUCCCAGAGCCUGGGUUUCCUGACUGAGCUGGCUGGGGCUCGGCAAAUGGCCACUGCGUCAGCCAGACGGAAGAGGGCGGGGGGGCUCAGGGUGGCAUCCCGAGUUCUGGCGAGAGGACUGUCAGGGUUCACAGCAGGGACGACUGUAUUUCGCCUCGCAGGGGUGUCCCAGAGUUGUGUUGGGGCAGGAGUAGAAGACUCUGGGGAAACGGUGCCCUUGCAGCCGUGUCUUAUUACGCCUCCCUCCAGCCCUGACACAAACCCCAAGGUCAAUGAAAUGGAAUGGGUCUGACAGCAGGAGAAGAUGACUUGAAAGAAGAAGUGAUACCCCAGGAAACACUCAAAAAUAUAAAUCAUAAAAAUCAGUUUUUGCAUUUGCCGGGCUAAACAUCAGGGGUCUAGUAGCUGUCAUAAAAGGGAGCAAAGUGUUUCAUCUGUUUUUGAGCAGAAACAGUAGCUUGUUUUACAAAGAAAAGGUGGGUUGGGCUUCAGAAAAAUGAAAGUGCACAACAUUAAAACCUCACACUACUUCAAAAACUAAAUUCGAGGAAGGAGAUUUUCAAAAACAGCAUGGCUUAGAUGGCUAGCAAACUUACACUACAAUGAAAAGAGAGAAUCUCAUUGAAACAAAUUAUCCAUUGUGUUGGCCCUGACUCCACAGCUGUUUGUCAGUCUUGAGCCAGUGUGUGUGUUUACUUACUUGUAUUCUGCAUGCCCAUGUGUUGAAUAUAAAAGCACUGAGAGAUAUGAAGAAUUUUAAAAACAAAAAUAAGCUAUUUUCUCUCUCUAUGUUUAUACACAAGUAUAUUAAUUUGCUUUGUCCAGGCGGAGUGAGUCUGUUUUAUAAUUUAUUUUGUCCUUACUGUUUAAAGUUGGAUUGAAUAAAGAAUGUGUCUUGGA